Ricinus communis (castor bean) is the source of this 1324-nucleotide messenger RNA. Its product is annotated as rhodanese-like/PpiC domain-containing protein 12, chloroplastic. Gene Ontology annotation, molecular function: peptidyl-prolyl cis-trans isomerase activity. Lineage: Eukaryota; Viridiplantae; Streptophyta; Magnoliopsida; Malpighiales; Euphorbiaceae. The record is from RefSeq and is a predicted model, not a curated record. The transcript is spliced from 7 exons. Bases 125 to 1105 code for a protein of 326 amino acids.
UUGGAUCAUUUUAGAAACCGAGUCAGUCACGAUUCAACUCCAAAUGAGCACUGCCAUUUCUAUCUCUUUUUCUCUCAACUUCACAAGAAGAACCCAAAAGCAGUAGCAGCAGUAGGCAGCAGCAAUGCUAAAAGCUUAUAGUAAUUUUCCAUCAUUAAUAACAUCACCUGCUCUCAAACUCUCAGUCAUCCCCACUCUCUCCCUCACUUGUUCAUUGCCUUCUCAUUUUCAUAAUAAACAUUCCACAUUUGCUCCACUCAACUUUCUGACCAAAAUCCUUAAACCCAGUUUACCUUCUCUUCCCAUCAAGUGGAAGCCAUACAUGCUUGGACAUCCUCCAUGUGGUACUUCUUCAUUCAGCUCUGGGAGUGGGUCUGUAGAUGGAAGAGAGAUACUGGUACAGCACUUGCUUGUUAAAGAAGAUGACCUCAAGCUUUUAGUGGAGCUUCAACAGAGAAUUGCUGGGGGAGAGGAUUUGAGUGACCUUGCUGUGGAUUACUCAAUAUGUCCAUCCAAAGCUGAGGGAGGAAUGCUUGGGUGGGUAAGAAAGGGGGAAAUGGUUCCAGAAUUUGAGGAAGCUGCUUUUAAUGCCCCUUUGAACAAAGUCGUAAAAUGUAAAACUAAAUUUGGGUGGCAUUUGUUGCAAGUACUUUCUGAUAGAGAAGAAUCUGUACUUAAAGACAUUCAGCCAGAUGAGUUUCAUGUUAAAAUGCAAGAUCCCAAGUUUGUUGAAGAGGCACAAUUGAUUGAUGUUCGAGAACCUGAUGAAGUGGAAAAAGCUUCACUGCCAGGUUUUCAGAUUCUUCCCCUCCGUCAGUUUGGAAGCUGGGCAACAGAAAUAGCAGCCAAGUUUGACUCUCAGAAGGAUACCUACGUCAUGGUAGAAGAAUGUCUCGUGGAAGUCGAGGCGAGUCGUUCAAGACAAAUCGGAGCAAAAUCUGGCAAGGGAUGCAUCUCCGUGUGCUGGCGCAUGGAUCUGUGGCAGAAGGCUUUCGGCGGCGCGUGUGAUUCAUGCGUAGGAUCUUUGGUGACGAAACUUCAGGCGAAGCACGGUCGGCGGACGGUGCUUCCUUUGAUGCAGGCAGUGAGAAUAACAGACCACUAGAGGAAGGGGACCUGAGAAGCACUAGCUUGGUGACCCAAAAAUACAGUGUUGGCUGCUUUGUUAGGCAGCAAGAGAAGAAAAAAUUCUAGAAUUCUUUCACUGCUCUGAUUUCAUGUGAACUAAACUUAGAUAUUCAAUGUGAAAAGUAAUUCUCUAUGUAUUCAUCAACGAUUGUUACAUAUAUAUAUAUAAAAGUUGUAUCUCUAAUAUAUGAAUUCA